AUGCCAAAUAUUGAGCACGAUCCCCGUGCAACAGCACUCCUUAUAGAACAUUUAGGUUUUGCACCCAUAAAAGUCGUUGACGAAGUCAUUAACGCUGUCAAUCAAAUAAUGGUUCAAGGUAUAGAGGCCCUUGAGAACUACUUGACAAACGUCCAUGCUCAAGGACAACUACCGGAAAAUGUAACUCCAGAAGAAAUACUUUCUGGCACUGCCAAACUAGAAUCCCUAAUUCAAUACAAAAUUGAUUUCGCAUUUGAUAAAUAUGAAUUGUAUUGCUUAUCGAAUAUUUUUCAUAUUCCAACUAAUUUGAUUGAUGAUGGAUGGUUUCGAUUAAAGACGCACGAGGGGAUUGAUUUCACUCAAAUUCAAAGUAAUCCUUUGGCGAAACUGGAAUACGAUGAUGAGAUUUUACGAAUGAAUGAUUUGAUUAGACAAGAAUUGUAUAAACGACAAUAUUAUAAAUUGCAAAUUGUUACUUUUGAUAAGAUUAAGCAGUAUCUUGAGAUUGUUCUGAAUAAGUUUGUUAAACUUUACGAUUUGAAUGUGCUGGAAACGGCUACCGACAGAAGUGGAUUAACGGCGAGGGAGAUUUUAGCUAAGUUGGGUCCUGUUGAUCAAACGUUAGAGAAUGUUGUACUACAGUUGAAAGAUGUGAUAAGACAAGUUGAACUAGCGAAGCAAAAAUUAAGUAGUAUUGAUUUGAAAAAUGUUAGAUUUGAUCAUAAUGAUGAAUAUAUUGAGAAGAGGAAAGCACGUAUUUUAAAGAAUUUGAAUUUGAAUAUUGAAUCAGGUGAAGAGUCAGAUAAGCAGCAAAGUGAAAUGAACGGGCGCAGUGAUGAUGAUGAUAGUGGAGUUGGUUCAGAUAUUGAGAUGUUUGAAAAUAUCACCGAUUGGGAUAUAGUAUACCAGGGGGUUAGUGCCGCUAAGGAAAGUCGGCAGACGGAAGAGAAGUUGGAUGUGGAAGAACAGGUGCAGCUGUCUGUAACUGAUCUACCGUUGGAUAACGAAUAA
Lodderomyces orthopsilosis Co 90-125 is the source of this 1011-nucleotide messenger RNA. RefSeq names its product MIND complex subunit (gene MTW1). Gene Ontology annotation, biological process: protein localization to kinetochore; mitotic sister chromatid segregation; kinetochore assembly. Bases 1 to 1011 code for a protein of 336 amino acids. The record is from RefSeq and is a predicted model, not a curated record. Gene Ontology annotation, cellular component: nucleus; chromosome, centromeric region. NCBI's taxonomy places the organism in Eukaryota, Fungi, Ascomycota, Pichiomycetes, Serinales, Debaryomycetaceae. The transcript has a single exon.